AGAUAUCUAUAGAAGUAAAGAAAUUUGAAGCAAUGAAGUUCAAAAAUACAUCAAUAUCUUUUCUUGUUAUGCUUCUUGUAUUCGUUGCGUGUUUUUGGAAGACAGAAGCUCAACGUUGCAUAGUUGGUCGGCUUAGGGGACAGGAUGGAACAUGCAACCAAGAAAACGACGCAGAUUGUUGUUCUGCUGACGAGGAGUACCCCACAAAUACCUGUUCGCCUCCAGUAACAGGUAAUACUCGUGCAGUUUUAACAUUAAACAGCUUUGAAGCAGGUGGCGAUGGUGGCGGUGAAUCAACUUGUGACAACAAAUACCACUCUGAUAACGAACUUAUUGUUGCACUAUCGACUGGAUGGUUCAAUAAAAGCAAAAGGUGCAACAAGUUUGUUACCAUCAAUGGUAACGGGAGGAGAGUGAAGGCAAAAGUUGUGGAUGAAUGUGACUCUACUAUGGGAUGUGAUGAAGAACAUGAUUUUCAGCCUCCGUGUCGUAAUAAUAUUGUUGAUGCCUCGAGAGCAGUUUGGAACUCCUUGGGGGUUCCUCGCGAUAGGCAAGGAGAAUUAGAUAUUACAUGGUCAGAUGCUUGAAAAUUUCAUCUUAUCUGUUAACUAAUGCAAUAAAAGACUGUGUAAUAAUAUACAUUAGGUUAUUUAUGUGUAAUAAUAUAUAUUACGUUAUUUGUGCGUAACAGAAGUUUGUGCGAUAAAAAAGAUUGUGAAAUUAUAUUGUGUUAUUUGUGGUU
Molecule: messenger RNA, 742 nt
Organism: Cynara cardunculus var. scolymus (artichoke)
Lineage: Eukaryota; Viridiplantae; Streptophyta; Magnoliopsida; Asterales; Asteraceae
Product: putative ripening-related protein 1
Exons: 1
Coding region: 33-587 (184 amino acids)
Source: RefSeq, a predicted model, not a curated record